Messenger RNA from Cutaneotrichosporon cavernicola, 1383 nucleotides. RefSeq lists its product as uncharacterized. Gene Ontology annotation, molecular function: ATP binding; ATP hydrolysis activity; proteasome-activating activity. Gene Ontology annotation, cellular component: proteasome regulatory particle, base subcomplex. The transcript is spliced from 6 exons. The record is from RefSeq and is a predicted model, not a curated record. Lineage: Eukaryota; Fungi; Basidiomycota; Tremellomycetes; Trichosporonales; Trichosporonaceae. The coding region runs from base 1 to 1383 and encodes 460 amino acids. Gene Ontology annotation, biological process: proteasome-mediated ubiquitin-dependent protein catabolic process.
AUGUCUACGCCAGCAUCAGAUCCCCCUCCCCCAAACCCACCUCCCCAGGACGAGAAGCCUACGGAGAGCUCCACCGACGCCGAGACUGCAGCCGCCACCGGCGAGGACGUCAAGAUGGAGGAGAGCCCGAAGCCUGUCGAGGAGACCUGGGAUGACAUCCCCGAGCACGUCCUCAAGGGAGACGUGCAGGAGAUCCGCAUGCAGACGCGCCUGAUCGAUAACGAGGUCAAGAUGAUGCGCCAGGAGAACCUACGCCUCGGCCACGAGCGCGACCAGAUGCUCGAGAAGAUCCAGGACAACACGACCAAGAUCAAGCAGAACAAGGUCCUCCCUUACUUGGUGUCCAAGGUCGUGGAGAUCCUCGACGUCGACGCCGAGACGCAGGAUGGCGCCGCGCACAACGAGCACAACGCCAAGAAGUCCAAGUGUGCGGUUAUCAAGACGUCGACGCGACAGACCGUCUUCCUCCCCAUCAUCGGCCUUGUGCCCCACAACGAGCUGCAGCCCGGAGACUUGAUCGGUGUCAACAAGGACUCGUACCUAAUCCUCGACAAGUUGCCAGACGAGUAUGACGCGCGAGUCAAGGCGAUGGAAGUCGACGAGCGGCCGACAGAGAGCUACAGCGACAUCGGUGGGCUGGACAAGCAGAUUGAGGAGCUGGUGGAGGCUAUUGUGCUGCCGAUGCAGCAGGCGGACAAGUUCAAGACGCUCGGUAUCACCCCACCCAAGGGAUGCCUGAUGUACGGACCACCUGGUACCGGCAAGACGCUCCUGGCGCGUGCGUGCGCGGCGCAGACGAAUGCAUGCUACCUCAAGCUCGCUGGCCCCUCGCUCGUGCAGAUGUACAUCGGUGACGGUGCCAAACUUGUGCGCGACGCCUUCGAGCUCGCCAAGCAGAAGGCGCCUGCCAUCAUCUUCAUCGACGAGCUGGACGCGGUUGGCACUAAGCGCUUCGACAACAACAAGGCCGGUGACCGUGAGGUGCAGCGCACCAUGCUGGAGCUGUUGAACCAGCUGGACGGCUUCUCCAGCGACUCGCGCAUCAAGGUCAUCGCCGCCACUAACCGUAUCGACAUUCUCGACCCUGCACUGCUCCGUUCUGGGCGUCUCGACCGCAAGAUCGAGUUUCCCUUGCCAAACGAGACGGCUCGCGAGCAGAUCCUCCAGAUCCACGCGCGUAAGCUCAACCACUCGGGUGUCAACUUCGAGGAGCUCGCCCGCUCGACAGAGGACAUGAAUGGCGCCCAGCUCAAGGCCGUGUGUGUGGAGGCUGGCAUGCUCGCAUUGAGGCAAAACGCAACUCAGCUGUCGCACGAGCACUUUAUCGGCGGCAUCCUCGAGGUGCAGGCCCGCAAGGCCAAGGAGCACCACUACUUUGCUUAA